Schizosaccharomyces octosporus yFS286 is the source of this 1782-nucleotide messenger RNA. RefSeq names its product manganese ion transporter. Bases 103 to 1113 code for a protein of 336 amino acids. Lineage: Eukaryota; Fungi; Ascomycota; Schizosaccharomycetes; Schizosaccharomycetales; Schizosaccharomycetaceae. Gene Ontology annotation, biological process: mitochondrial transmembrane transport. The record is from RefSeq and is a predicted model, not a curated record. The transcript has a single exon.
AUAUAACGUGGUACAACAAAAGAUGAAUGGUAAGGAUUUUGGUAGCACUCUUACACUAGAAAUGAGUUGGAGGAUUGUGCAUUGAGUGUCUACUUUAAAUUCAUGCAAAUAGCAGAUCAGACGAGUAGCUCAGAAGCGGACCUGUCAGUGAAUGCAGAGCCAGAUGUCAAGCCUAUGGCCAAAAUGGUCUCGGCUUGUGUUGGAAGCUUCAUUACGACGUUAGCCGUGACACCGUUUGAUGUAGUAAAGACUCGUCUGCAAAGUGAAUCGAUGUCCGCUUUCACUUCCACAGAAGGCAAUGCUAUUCAAUCGUCAGUAAAAACCACUGCCGUUCAGAAUCCCCUAAAAGCACGACAUUUAACAGGACCAGUAUCGGGAUUAUUUCAGAUAGCUCGCAAUGAAGGUAUUCGAAACCUUUGGAGAGGACUUGUUCCUUCGCUGACGAUGUUAAUUCCAGCCAACGUUGUUCAGUUUUUGAUGUAUGAGCGGCUAUUGCUGUUAUACACCGAUUGGAAUUUUCCAGCUUCUGCUGCUAUUGCUGGCGCUUCAGCGCGCACUGUGUCAGCUAGUAUUGUUUCCCCAAUUGAGCUUUUUCGGACACGGGUGCAAGCUGCUGGUGGUCAUUAUCCUCCAGGACAUACUGGCGAUAUUGCAAAGGAAGUCUUUCAAGGCCUGCAAAGAAUGAUUCAACAAAAAGGCUACUUAAGUCUCUGGAAUGGCGUCGGUGUCACUCUUUGGCGAGAUGUCCCCUUUAGUGCAUUCUACUGGUGGGCUUACGAACGUACACGUUGGUUCUUCCUUCAACAUCCAACCUUCAAACCGUCAACAGACGACAACUCCAAAAAGGAUCUGUACGUGAAUUUUAUGAGUGGAGGAAUUAGUGGUGUUAUGGCUACUUUACUUACUCAGCCAUUCGAUGUUUCAAAAACCGCUCGACAAGUCCAUGGUCAUACUGUCUCUCGAGGUCAAAUUUUAGUUACAUUAUAUUCGAAGGGUGGAGCUCGAGCAUUAUGGAAAGGAACACUGCCUCGCUGUGUAAAAGUCGCGCCUUCGUGUGCUAUCAUGAUCAGUACGUAUCAUGCUACCAAGAAGUAUUUCUCCGAAUCUGCUUAAAGUUCAAAUUCUUCCUUAAGAUUGUUUGUGUCAUAUUUUCGCCUACCACUUUUGUAUUCCCUUCUCUUACGUGCCUUUAAUAACUUCACUUUUGCUCUUAUAUUUAUUCUGCUAAUUCCAUUAUAAUGAGAAUUUUACGAUAUCGGACAGGCCCUCUAUUAAUAUCCCUAUGGGAUUCAAUUUCAAAGCUUGUAUGUUUACCAGCUGAUUUCUAUUAUUAUUUCUUCAAGAGUCUUACAAAGCGCUUCGUUACUAACCUGAAUCUUCCCAGUAUCAGGUUCAAGGCUUUCCGCCUUCGUUUUUAUUAUGGUUUUGAUGUAAUAAUAUAAAGAAAAAAAAAGAAAACUAGGUUGGGACAUAAUUCGAUUUAGCCUAAAGCUAUCAUCGUUUCACGGGAUCUUCCUACGGAUAAAAACUAGUUUUUGGAUUAUAUAUUUUACGAACGGAAAAUAAAUGAAAUUAAUGGUGUACAAUACAGUAUAUGUCUAGCAAAAGCAAAUAACAUCUGCCUUCUGUUCCAUUCACCUACCUGCUCUAAUAAUCCCAUCGUUUACCAAUUUGCGUAACGUGUUACCUUGCGUUAAUCGACGUUAUUCCAAUCUGUUCCGAUACCCUAUUUGGGUUUACGCAUGCGUUCGUAGUCGCUUGAAAAAAUUUGGAUUUUGACUC